GCGUAAGCGACGACGAGCGCGCGCCGCGGUGUGUGUCGGUCGGUCGGUUGGUCGGUCGGUCGGUCGCCAUGCUAGUGGUUAGUUUAGUGAACUAAACAUCAUGAUGUGGCAGAACGUUCGUACGAGCAGAGGCCCGUAGCCACGCCGCGUUAACCGGCGCGCCGUCGUUAUGUUAUCUCCACAGUAACACUCACGACGUUCGAUAAACACGUAUAAUACACGUAACGCGAAAAGUACAAAAAAAGUAUAUAUAUAUAUACAUACAUACACGACAUACAUAGGGAAAAAAGAGAGAGAGGGAAUACACGUAUACGGAUUAUAGUAAAGAGAGAAAUAAAAUAGGGAACCCGCAUAAACGAUUCAGCGAAAAGAUCUCGCGACGACGAAGACAAUAGCGGCGACGGCGACGAGAACGACAACGAUAACGAAGACGACAACGACAGCGGGCACAGCGGCGGCGGCGGCGGCGGCGGCGACGGUGUUGGUGGUAGUGGUUGUUCUUCUUGUAGUGGUAGUAGUGGUGGUGGUGGUUGUUGUUCGGUGCGAGCGAAACCGCGCGCGGCGCGACGUCAGGCCCGAUGUAAAUCAAAGUUGCCGAAACGCACGGUCGAGCGUACGUCGUCGCACAGUGAGCAUCGCCGCGGCACGCGCCGCGAGUGACGACGAGUGCCAACGGUCAUCCUCCAUAGCGCGGCAGGGAGACGUUCACGCGAGACGUAUACACGGGGGCACAUAACUGACGCUACGCUUCGCAAUUCGUGGCGCGAUGUUGCUCAAACAGAUGCUGGAUCCGAGCGUGCUAACGGAUUUGGAGGAGCUGACGCUUUGCGGUUGCUGCAAGCAGAAGUACAAUGACGUAGAGCAGUGCCCCAAGUAUCUUAGCUGCAAGCACUACUUUUGCCUACGGUGCAUCGAGAGCAAUCUGCUGCAGGGACGCGAUUUGAAGUGCGCACACUGCUGGAAGACGACGGACCUGGGUAAUCAGGGCGCGGACGCUCUACCAACUCACUCUGCUCUACUUGCCCUGGCCAACAAUCUUCCGCGUCUCAAGAUCACGACAAACAAUACGUCUGGCAAACCUGAGAAGGAGAGAAAGAGCGAGAACUGUCAUACACACGGAAUGCCGCUGGCAUUGUGGUGUGCGACAUGUUGCAUGGCGCUUUGUAGAGCGUGCGCGAGCCCGCAGGAUCAUCCAGGUCACCAGAUCAAAUCACAAACCGAUGCCAAAGAACAGCUCAUGUCCGAAAUUCAACUGGAGUUAAUCACCGUGAAUAAACUGUCGUUGGAGAUUCAAAAACUGGCCCAGCAGCAACGCGACUUUCUGAUAAAGGUGCUGGAAGCGUGCGUGACGUUGAAGACACACGUGGAGACGGAUCUUGCGAACGGAUACCAUCACUUUCCCGAGAUAUCGGAGGCGCGCGAGGCCUCCGUCAAGACGAGGGCCAGCCUGCAGAUGAGUGAAACAACUCCGAGCGAUGUGUACGGUUUACACUCGCAGAUAAUCCUCGAGAAACAAAAGUUGCAGUCCAGGUAUCAGGAGAUGUUGCUACAAUGCCAGCUGGACAAUCUCAUCGGCAAUUCCGGAGUGAUUUUCGACUUCGCCCUGCUGAAACAGGCAUUGGCGGACAUUCAUACGGCAGAUCCGAUCGUCGCUCAGAACAACGGCGGUCGCUUGCCGAAUCAUAUCGCGGCCUCACACAAUCCGAUCUUGUUCCUCGCGAAUUACUGCAUGUCGCAGCUGUACACGCGUCACGUUGUCUGCAAGCAGCAGCACAUGCAGAACGGCUCGAUGGAGUACCACCAUUCAAGUAUGAUGCCACCGCCGCCGCAGCAGGCACCAUCCGUUCACGUUCACCAGGGCCCACCGAUGCCGCCACCGGGACCGGGACCCAACCAGGCUCCCCAGCAGCUCCUCAUUCCACCCGGUUCACCGUCCGUCAAACCCGUACCGACUGCACCGCCCAAUGCCAUGCUGCACCCGCAACAGCAGUCGACGUUCAUGUCCGACGCGGUCGGCACCGGCGCCGGCGGCGGCAGUCUAGUGACCGUCCACUCGUCCCCGCAGCCGCCGUCCAACGCGAUAACCGCGCCGUUGACGCGAGGCCCUGCGAAUCCGUAUCCCAUGUACUACUUCAACAUCGAGGUGAACGGUUCGCCGCACGGGCGCAUCGUGAUCGAGGUACGACCGGACGCGGCGCCGAAGAUGGUGAAGAACUUCAGCCUGCUGUCGACGGGGGAGGUCGGAUUCGGCUACAAGGGCUGCACGAUAUUCCAGUGCUGGGAGGGCGAGUCCGUGAUCACGGGCGACUUCGAGCUUAACAACGGCCGCGGUGGGCGCAGUAUAUUCGAGGACGGCUUCUUUAUGCCGGACGACACCAAGUUCCCGGCAGUCAGGGGCGCGGUGGGUAUGAGGCGGACGCAGAAGCGGCACGAUAACCUCGGCAUGGUCGGCUCGCAAUUUCGCAUAAUACUGCAGGAGAUGCGCGGCUUCACCGGCAUCUUCGGCCACGUGGUCGAGGGAUUGGAGCUGGUGGAGAAGAUAUCUACGUUCGGCGACCAGACCGGCAAGCCUACCAAGAAUAUUCUAAUCACGAAAUGCGGUAAAUUGUAACGUUUAUGCUGUCGCUGUCGCGCGGUUUGUUGCAACGCGGGGUAGAUCUCCGAGAGAUGAGUAUAUACUCCGUAUAUAUGAUAUAACGCCGUAUACAACACGUUUUCCUGUGCUCUAGAUGACCGGAAGGAAAAAGUCGCCACGGUAUCCCCGACUCGCGCGUACGCGGCCGCGAUAGAAACCUAUACGUAAAGAAGAAAUGUGCAAAAAGAAAAUCACGUUACACCGUAUAUAUAAUUGUCCGACGACGGGAGACGAUUAUUGUUAUUAUUAUAUCUGCCGCACGUAUAUCCGCUCGGGGACACCGUCGCGACACGUUUAUUAGCUCCGCGAAAUCCUCGAACGCUCCGUACGAGUCAUGCAACUUAAUUAACUAUUAACAAUAGUCUAAAGAUGUCGAAUCUAUUUUUAAAGACGGGCGUGUGCGAGAAAAAGAAAAAGAGAUAAAAAUCCAUAUUUUGCUAUUGACUGGGAAUCAAUACGAGAUUCUGCUAACAAUAAACGACGAUGAUCGAUAUACAUACACACACAUACACACAUACGUACCUCAGAGAUCGACCGUGAUAUCGAUACGACUUCUCUAGCUGAUACGACGUAUUUGUUUUUUUUUUUUAUUUUUUAGGGAGAGAGAGGUCUGACAUUUAUUUUGGCUAUUAUCGGGAAUUAACUCUUCUACGACGUUUGUAGUUCAUAGAAGCGCGUGUCGCGCGCGUUUGAACGUGAUAUAAUGGAGAAAAAUAAUACCGCGCGAAUCGCGGCAGACGGUUCUCCGGCCAGCUGCGAGCGUAGCUAAUGUUUUAGGUCGUAGAUAGCGAAUAAAAGGGGUGAGAAAAAAAAGCACGCGUAGAAUAAAUCUGGGAAUUUAAAUGUAGUAACGUCCGAACUGUCGGAGGAGAAACCGAAUCAUGUGUCAUGUAUACGGGAGACACAUAUUUACGAAAGAAACGAAAGAGACAGAUCUGCGCGCGAGUAAACAUGCGGCUCUUUCGAUUCUUGUUCUUUUAUUUUAUUUUAUUUUUUCUUUUUUGCGACUUUUUCGCGACUUGCUGCUAAAAGUCGUGAUUCGCGCGAUUCCAAUGUACGCGCAUGGUCUCUCGUUUAGAUAUCUUUAGCCGUGAGAGGAAGAAGAGAUAUCGGUAUAGUUAAUCACGUAGGAGGGCGAAGUUUAUGGUUCGUCACGGACACGGCAAUCGGCGUGUCGUUCCGUUUCGGGGGUGCGAGGAAGAAAAAAAAAGAGCUAAAAGGGAAGAGGAAAAGAGAUCAUUCAUCGCGCGCGCGCGUUUUGCGAAGAAGAAUCUUGCGAUACCGCUGAUCGGAUACUUGCGGCUCGAGCCCGUUUCCCUUUUCGUUCUUUGCGAACUAGCGAACCGUCGUGGGUUAUAUCUGUAUUUAAGAUUAGAUCUCAAUACGUCGCAAAUGUAUGCAAGGCCUAAAUACUACUAUGUAGACCGUAAGCCUCGUGUCGUCUAAUCGGGAAACGAACGAAAGAAUAAAAAAAAAAAAGAAAUGUGCGGAUAUAUAUAACGUAUAUAUAUAUACAUAUUAUUAAACGAAUCAUUCCUCGAUGCUGUAUAUCGAAAAAUAUUACGAUAUAAUGUAACUGCGUUAUAACUACUCGUGUCUGAAUCCUCGUAAUGAAGUCCCUGAUGCGUUAUUAUCGUUACAUACAAUGUCACACACGCGCGCGCGCGUGCGCGGGAGCGGACGCGUAUCUCUCCCUCUCUCGCGAGCACACGUGCGUGCGUAUAUUUCCACGCGCGUACAAGGCAAGGCACACUCACGCGUGAUUUAGCAGAAAUUGCAUCGCCCUCGCGUCGUCGCGGAUAUAUGCCUUCUUGAAGAAAAGCCUCAUUCGAUGUUGAACUUGAAAGUUUUAACACUUGUUGAUUAGCUGAUUAAAAAAAAAAAAAAGAAAGAAGAACGCGUCUCUCUCGCGUCGAUCGACGUCGCGAUGACUGACGCGAUGCGAAACGCGUCACGUCGCAUGUCGUCUUUAGGAAUAAAUAAACUCGCUCCUGUACGGAUCAAGAGCGGAAAUGCUGUCCGAGUCGAGUGUAAGUGAAGCUGCGAACCGUUUGCAUCGAGCUUCUCUCUCUUCUCUAGAGAAGCAAGACCAGCAGUUGAUUUGCUAAGAUCUAGAGAGAGAGAGAAUCCAACCAGAUUCACAGAUAGAAAAGCUCGUUCAAUCUAAAGCGCAGAGUUCACAAUAUUUCCCACGCCGGAAAGUAUUUUUGCUAUCGAUUUGUACAUGUACAAUAUUGUAUACACGACGACCAUAAGGGGGUUGGGGGGGGAGGUUAGAUGAUUGUGUGUUCGAACGAAUGGAUGUGUAAAACGAAUUCUCUCGUUUCGGUGAAGAUUCCGACAAAAACUUGUAACUUUUAGUACGUAAUCGUAGAGACGCAAUCGUGAAGAAUAGAAGACAUUACCGAAGCGAGUGAAGAUCAGGCCCACCUGUACACACGUACAUUUACACGAAGUACAUACACACAGAUACAGAUACCUAUGCGCGCGCGUAUAUACAAUAUAUUAUAUAUAUACAAAUAUAUAAACUACGUAUAUUUUUAUGAACGUGAUGAGGUAACAACGCAUAGCUUGUAAUAUCGAUUCUAACGACCGACCGAUUUACCUGGCCCCUCGCGUGCGAUUAAACGAUUGAGUGGCUGUAAA
This is a messenger RNA of Wasmannia auropunctata (little fire ant), 5281 nucleotides long. RefSeq lists its product as uncharacterized. Gene Ontology annotation, biological process: protein peptidyl-prolyl isomerization. The coding region runs from base 767 to 2611 and encodes 614 amino acids. NCBI's taxonomy places the organism in Eukaryota, Metazoa, Arthropoda, Insecta, Hymenoptera, Formicidae. The transcript has 5 exons. The record is from RefSeq and is a predicted model, not a curated record. Gene Ontology annotation, molecular function: zinc ion binding; peptidyl-prolyl cis-trans isomerase activity.